GGGAGCUCGCCCUGCUCGGGCUCCCCUGGCUGCUCGGUGCUGUCACUGAGCUCUGCGAGCGGUGGAGGCAGCUUUCCUCAAGCCUGGAAUGUCCCUGCCAUCCCCUGCAGGGAUCCAGGGCACGGCGGGCACCCCGAGGCCGAGCAGCAGGAGGAGGAGGAGGAGGAAGAGCCUCGCCAUCGCUUAUGAAGCGGGACAGGGCGAUGGGGCCGAGCCCCGGGGAGAGAGCUGGGAGCCGCCGGCCUGGCGUGAGCAGCUGGAGCGCAUCCGGGAGAUGAGGAGCAGCAGGGAUGCUCCCGUGGAUGAGAUGGGAGUGCACAAGUGCUACGACAUCAGCGCACCUCCGCAGGUCAUGCGCUACCAGGUGCUGCUGGCCCUGAUGCUGUCCAGCCAGACCAAGGACCAGGUGACGAGCGCUGCCAUGCUGCGCCUGCGCCAGCGCGGCCUCACCGUGGACAGCGUGCUGCAGAUGGAUGAUGAGAGCCUGGGACAGAUCAUUUAUCCCGUGGGAUUCUGGAGGAACAAGGUGAAGUACAUCAAGCAGACCACAGCCAUCCUGAAGCAGAAGUACGGGGGUGACAUCCCCAGCACUGUGGAGGAGCUGGUGCAGCUGCCAGGAGUUGGGCCCAAAAUGGCCCAUUUGGCCAUGCACAUUGCCUGGGACAGCGUGGCUGGGAUAGCUGUGGACACCCACGUGCACAGGAUCUCAAACAGGCUCAAGUGGGUGAAGAAGGAGACCAAGUACCCCGAGGAGACUCGGGUGGCACUGGAGGAGUGGCUGCCCAGGGACCUCUGGAAGGAGAUCAACUGGCUUCUGGUGGGCUUUGGGCAGCAGACCUGCCUGCCUGUGAACCCUCGCUGCAGCCAGUGCCUCAACCAAGACAUCUGCCCAGCUGCCAAGAGACCCUGAGGGACCAUCCAGCCUUUGGAGAGCCACCAAGCUGCUUGGGCUGAGUCCUGCUAAAGCUGGGCCUGGCACAGGGCUGGCAGUGUGACUGCAGGGGACAGGAGCCUGCUGCAGCAGCCCCAGGGAGCAGCCACUGGCAAUGGCUCAGCUCUCCAGAGGAAAAAGGGGCUUUGAGAGGCAGCAAUCCUGCUGGGACAGAGCUGAAGGCUCCAGCCUGGUGAAUGGCUGAGCAUGUGCCAGCUGUGCCACACUGAGUCACUGGAGAGGAAAGCUUUGUGCUCAGGGACUUGCUGCUGCUUGUAAAUACUCGUUUAAUAAAGGUGGUGAGGGGUUUUUUUUGCACCCAGGAGCUUUGCUGGCCUUUGUGUGACACUGGCUGAGGGGAGAACGUGGGUGACCUCAGCAAGGCUGAACCGUGGCAGCCUUCCCAGCUCUGGCACACAAGCAGCUGUGCUACCAGCAGGACAAGAGCUGUGCCAGGGGGCAUCCAGGGUGGACAGCAGGAUUUCCAUUUCUUCAUGGAAAAGGUUGUUAAACACUGGAAGGGGCUGCCCAGGGAGGUGCUGGAGUUCCCAGCCCUGGAGGUAACACUCGGUGCUCUGGGCUGGGGAUGGGACACAGGUUGAACUCGAUGAUCCUGGAGAUCUUUUCCAACCUUGGUGAUCCCGGGAUUCUGAGGUGCAGCUGAAGCUUUUCCAAGGCAGGAGCAGAGGGAAUCACUGCCUGGAUGAGUGGAUGAGGACCUGGAUGAGGGUCCUGGCAGCAGGGCAGGAGCUGAGCCAGUGCCACUGCGUGUUCGUGCCACAAGGGUUACAGCAGCCACCCCCAGGAGCUGACAGAGGGACAGCACCACCCCUGGUUUUGUUCUUCAAAGAAAGGGCAGUGCUGACUUCAUUGUGGAGCUUCAAAGGAGUAAUUCCAGCUCCUCUUUAAAGAGGCGAGGGAGGAAGCAAAGUUUACAAUGUGCUAAAGGGCUGCAGUUCCGCUCUGGGCUCCCUGAGCAGCUGAGGAAGGAGCAGAUAAGGGCUGGGUACAUGGCAAACCAAGUUUAUUACUGACAUUACCGUGUACAUGGUGGGUUUGCAAUGCUGCUGCCAGCCUUAGACUUUAUUGAUUUCUUUCUUUUCCAAGUUAAAUGUACAGGAACUGAAUAAUUACUACUGAGCUACAAGAUGUCAGGAAUGCAGUAAUGCUUCAACCAGGAGCAGUUUCCACGGACUAAGAGAUUAAAAUUUUCAAUCUUACCAACACGGAUUUGCACACCUGAUUUCUUUUGAUCUACAUUCAACACUACACAAGGUUGUUUUUUUUUUCUCUUACUCCCCCCUUUAAGUACAGCAGUCCUGGAUGAGAACUGGGGUGUUGUCACCAGGUCUGUGCUCUCUGCCGUGUCCUGGGAACGCUCUGCCCUCCACAGCCCAGCGCUGCCGGGGUUUGGCAACACGGGCACGGGAAGCAACGUGCACACCAUGGAAAAGAGCUCCUUCCAAACAUUACCCAGAGAGAGAAGACAGUAUUUUGGGGGCCAGAAAGAGAGCAGGAAUUUGAAGUGGGAGGGGGAAGAGGUGUCUUGUUAAUGGCAGAGCCCCGAGGGGAGGCAGCCUCUCCACAUCCCCCAUCACCCCAGCGCCUGUCUCGUCACCCACAGCCAAACACCUGCACCUGUUCCUCUCCAAAGUCAUUAUUUUCAACCUGUUCAGCCCAUCGACAAUCCUAGAAGAUAACUUUCCUAAAGAGAACUCAUCUCCUUCACCCCUGAGGCUCUCCACACUCUCCUGCCAGCAGCAUAAGGCCACGGGCUCCAGCUGCUCCCCAGGGAAGCCAAACACCCUGUGCUGAGCCCCAGCCUGCUGCUGAGGAGAGCAGAGAAUGGUAUAAGGCACCUUUUAGCUCCAAAAUGUGGAAAUACCUUAGGAAAUCCGUGCAGAGCCGUUCCCACAUCCAUAGCACACUGACCACGCGAGGGUUUUAUCCCAGCAGGACACAGCCACAGCUCUGUGGUCACACCAUCCACGGCCAGGGGACUGGGAAAAGUGGCUUUGUACUCCCAGUCCCUUCCCACAGCCAGGCUGGGAUUGCUGCUGGGGUGUGGGAGGGAGUGGGACAGCCCCAGCCCCUGCCCUGCUAACUCAGCUCUGCUACCUGGGAGCGCUGCAGCUCAGCUGAGUCACCUUCACUCACACAGCCAAAGGCAACAAUAAAGAGCUUACACGGACUUAAUCUGUAAUGCUUUAAAGAUACACUCAAUGCCCAGAGUGGGGCUUUGGAGGAGGCCACAGGAAGUCAAAGGUGCUGCCCACUCCAUCACACCAGUGCCUGCUCCAUCUCCAGCCCCACGGUUUCAGAGGAUGUCCUUCCAACGGUGACACUCCCGGCUGGGGCCACCAAAUCCCAGCCCAGGUGGGACCUGGACCAGCCCCACUCCCCAGCACCGAGCCUCAGUUAGAGCUGCUCCCUCCUGGAAGCAGAUGUUGGGUGAUCCCCGCUGCCAGGUCUGUCCAAGGAGUUUUUGUAGCAUCUCGUGGUUCUCAUCUUCGUGCUCCGUGGGGCAGGACUGGCCCCUCUCCCUCCUCCCCUGCCACAUCCACGGCUGCAGGCAGGGAGAGCUGUGCCCUUUGGCUUUGGGGUUUGCUUUUAAACCCCACCCUCUCCCUUCUGCACAGCUGUUUGGGGUGGAAAAUGGGCUUUUACUGCCUGGGCAGGAGCUGCUGCUGGGGGGAGGUUCCUAAACUAACUGGAAACACAUGGGACUUCAAUAAAAUAAAAAAAAAA
Molecule: messenger RNA, 3679 nt
Organism: Pseudopodoces humilis (Tibetan ground-tit)
Lineage: Eukaryota; Metazoa; Chordata; Aves; Passeriformes; Paridae
Gene: NTHL1
Product: nth like DNA glycosylase 1
Biological process (GO): nucleotide-excision repair; base-excision repair, AP site formation; base-excision repair
Cellular component (GO): nucleus
Molecular function (GO): oxidized pyrimidine nucleobase lesion DNA N-glycosylase activity; 4 iron, 4 sulfur cluster binding; DNA-(apurinic or apyrimidinic site) endonuclease activity
Source: RefSeq, a predicted model, not a curated record